AUGGCGUCGCAGAUGCAGAAAUCGCUGUCGAGCACCUCUGGCUUAGCGUCUCCCCAGGAGUCUGUCUUCUCGCAAACCACGCCCCAAGAUCCCGCGUCCGCUGAAGGGACUUCCGACAUUUUUCCGCGUCCUCCUGGACUGGCUUUUCACGGGCACCCGGAUUCUGUGGACGACCCUCACAUUCAGGGUCAAAGCGAAGGUGGUCACAGCUCGACCAUGAUAGCUCAAUCACCUAUUGCUCAUGUACCACAGCGAGCAGCGUCGAUUCAACAGGAUCCUUGCGGUGAUCCAGUGUUUCCUAAUGCACUCCUUGGCGUCAUCAUCGAUGACUUUUUCACUUAUGUUUAUCCAAUUGUACCCAUGGUGCACCGGCCGACGUUCCUUAAGAACUUUCGGGAGAAUAGGCACACCCAUGAUGCCAAUUUCUUCGCCCUCGUAUGGGCAAUGUGUGCUGCGACUAUUGCACAUCACUCAGAGAAGCUGAUGACAUAUCAGAGCGCAUCGACCCCUCUUCUGAUCCAGACCCGGUUGGAGGUUGUCCAGUACUGUCAUGUUCGAUCGAUACAACUGAGAGGUCCUCAAUACUUUGAUGAAGUCAGUCAAGCCAAAUGGGCUACUGCCUACUUUUAUUACACAGCAUUCUACCAAGUUGGAGAUAUUAAUAAAUCUCGGAUGUUGGAAAUGGAAACAGUCCUCUUUGCACGUCUUCUGGAACUCCAUCGCAUUUCAGCCUAUGCGGGUCUCAAUUGUAUCGAAACUCAAUUACGAAAGAAAGCCUUUGCUGUCAUGAUGCACGCCUACGUGCAUUACGAAUUACAAAACAUCCGAAAGGAGAAAAUUGCCUUUAUUGACUGCAGUACUCUUCACGAAAUCGACCUGGAAGAGCUACUCCCGAUGCCACAGGAUGAUGAAGACAUCACAGAGACGGAAUAUGGUUUUCAUGACAUCGCGCAACCGAGUCUGGCUGCAGGAUUGAGACUACGUGCCGAGUUGUUCUUAAUUGCAGUGACCGAAAUAACCUCCAAGAGUCGUCGUGGGUCCAAGAAGGUACACUGCCGCUGCACUCGUCUCAUCGAUCCUAUGUCAUACAACCUACAUUUGCGCUCGAGAUUGUACGAGCUUAAAUACAGACUUGAUAGUGCGCCUUGGUAUUUGCGUCAGUGGGCCCCAAGGGAUCUCGGCACAGGUGUUACUCCUGACAAAGAGUUUCAGAUUGGCUUGCUUCGUGCUGACAUACAUACAACGCAUCUUUGGCUCCAGACUUCCAUCCUCGAGCAUCUUGACUAUCUCACACCUACGCUUAGCUCUUCAAGUCCCGGUUUCUCAAGCUCUCCACAAGAGAUCCUUCAGCUUACAUCCAGUUCUCCGUGGGAACAAAGAGAGGAAAUCUGUCGCCAAAUGCUUCAAGUUUUGUGUUCGACUCCACAUUUAUGCCUUGAUAUUCUCGGCAUCUAUUUGAUUUACAAGAUCAGGGAUGUCGCCAGCCCUCUUUUCUCUUACUUGGAGAGCAAUGGAGAAGCUUCCCCACCUCCUGGGUUCUAUGGUCGCGCUAAACAGUACCUCCAGGAGUUCAGCGACAAACUCCAACAAUUGGAUAGGUCAGGCAAGCCCAAUUUUGAAAGCUUGCAAACAUGGGUGGAUACGGAUAAAAAUAACUCAAUAAAUGGCCGCCCAAACACGCUCAUAUCUUAA
This is a messenger RNA of Exophiala bonariae, 1692 nucleotides long. RefSeq lists its product as uncharacterized. Gene Ontology annotation, molecular function: DNA binding; zinc ion binding. Lineage: Eukaryota; Fungi; Ascomycota; Eurotiomycetes; Chaetothyriales; Herpotrichiellaceae. The transcript has a single exon. The coding region runs from base 1 to 1692 and encodes 563 amino acids. The record is from RefSeq and is a predicted model, not a curated record. Gene Ontology annotation, biological process: DNA-templated transcription.